AUGGCAUUUAAUAAAGCAAAACAAUUAGCAACAUUUUCUCGUGUUUGGUAUUUAUUUGAUGCUAAAUGGCAAUGUCCACAUUUAUCUGGUGAAAAAAUUGCUCGUAUUUUACGUGGUGAACAUAAACCAAUUUAUUAUCCUGGAGAAUCAACAGGUGAUUGUGUUGUGGCUAUAAACACUCGACAUAUAGCAUUACGUAAUGAUGCAUGGCGUGCUGAUGCAUUACAUGUAAGACGUGAAUAUGCUAAGACAAGAUAUGAUAUACCAUUAUUUAAAUUACAUGAAAUUGAUCCAACUAAAGUUCUUCAUUUAUGUGUAUUAAGUUGUAUACCAACUGAUAAUACUCGACGUUUUGAUAUGGCUCGAUUAUAUACAUUUCCUGAUGAUGCUGUUCCUGUUCAUCUAUUAAAAAAUGUAUGUGAUCAAAUUCGUGGUUCACGUAUUAUACCAAAACGACUUGAUGAUUUAACAUCGAAUGAUAUAGAAAAAUUUCCUCAAAUGUUUAAAUGGCCAAAAGAAUUAGUUCUUGAUGAUCUUGAUCGAGAUAAAUUUGUUCGUGUUGUACCACCUGAAGAAAUACCACAACGAAAAGUUAUGCUUGGACAACGAGCUGGAAGACAGAACUAUUGGUUUCAUGUAGCGACUAGUCGACAUGAAGAAGUUAAAAUUCAUUGA
Messenger RNA from Rotaria sp. Silwood1, 675 nucleotides. Lineage: Eukaryota; Metazoa; Rotifera; Eurotatoria; Philodinida; Philodinidae. The record is from the annotation of a GenBank genome assembly.